Molecule: messenger RNA, 1686 nt
Organism: Aspergillus nidulans FGSC A4
Lineage: Eukaryota; Fungi; Ascomycota; Eurotiomycetes; Eurotiales; Aspergillaceae
Product: protein ffkF
Exons: 2
Coding region: 1-1686 (561 amino acids)
Molecular function (GO): ATP binding
Source: RefSeq, a predicted model, not a curated record
AUGGAGCUUAGCCAUCUUAUCGUUGACGCCCCCGCUUCCGGUCGAGUUGGCCCUCCUUCUUGGGAUUCUUCCUUUCUCAAUCCUCGAAAUCGGGUUGACAACCUUGACACCACCUCCUCCCGCUGGCGGAUUGACGGGGCGACAAUAUGUGGUACUUGCGUCUAUGCUAUCCCGCUAGAUCUGCUCCCAAACUUGCCCCCGUUACGGGUCUUACUCUAUAUCUCUGAUCAGACGGAAUAUCCUGCCGCAUUGCGCCAGAGCCUUGAUGCAUGUACUGGUGUGCCCCUGCGAGACGGAAAUGCCAUUUCUCGGCUAGGCUUAGCAAAGCAUCUCUGUCGCGCACUCGACUAUCAUUGCGCCAAGAAUCCGGGAUUCUUACAGGAGUAUAGCAAACUACCGUUUGGCUCCAGGCUUAUCUUCGAAGACGUCACUCCGGAUGUUGCAGAUAUGAUGCUAUAUGUUGAGCGCGAUUAUGGAAUUGAGAAAAACAUGAAAACUCUUCAGUAUCUUCAACAGUCGUGGUCUGAUAUUGCCCAAGACGCCUGGCCGCCGGCGGUCGACAUCAACGAAUUGCGUCUUGUCAAGCAACUUAAUGAAGCUGUGAUUCUGGUGGAAUUUUCAGGUCAAUCUCGUGCCAUCUUCAAGUGCGCAAGCGAUUCCUUACAUCAUAUGUAUCAUGAGCUCCGUUUUCUGCUUACUUGUCCCCCACAUCCUCACAUCAUGCCUCGGCCCCUGGCGGUUGUUUUGAAAAAAAGUGCGUUCGGCGGUAGAAGCGGCGUAGUAGGCUUCCUUCUGCAGUACUUCGAGGGUGGCUCGCUGCGUGAUAUUAUCCCUGCUCGACAACGGUCUGCUACUCUGUCGGACACUGUCAAGCUUCGAUGGUGUCGGCAAGUAGCUUCGGCACUAACUCAUCUCCACGAAAUGGGGACAUUUUAUUCCGACUUGCGACCUGACAAUGUGUUGUUAGACGCCGAGGAGAAUGCCGUUCUAUGUGACUUUGAACAGCGUGGUAACUGGUAUGAAUGGAGCCCUCCUGAGGUUUUGUACCGACAGUACGUUGAAAACAUCCGAGCCCGGCUUCCUGAACGAGUCGUAAAUUCUCCCUAUGACCAUCUACUGAAAGAAUACGCAUGCUCACAUUCACUGUCUACGUCAGCGUGCUAUACGCCGGCUGAAAGUCCGAUAGAAGCGCGGAAUCGCGCUUGGUUCGCCCUACCGCCAUCUGCGCGAGAGAAGGCAACUGUGUAUAAUUUUGGGCUUUUCAUCUACUGUGUUUUCGAGGGACUUAGUAACGUUCGGCGUAACGUUGCAAAUCAGUUCCCCAUCGAGCCGGAGGUGGAAUAUCCAACUUUCCGGCGGACACCAGAAGCUGUAAGAAAGAUCAUUCAGCAGUCCAUCGGUAAUCCUCCAGACUGGGACACGUCGGAACUUCAGUCCAGAUCGUCACGAGUGGUGAGAGUGAAUGGCUUACUAUAUCCAGAGACGCGCACUGAUCUUGAGCCCGAUACGCGUCAAGCUUUCGAUGCCGUCAUGGAUACUUUACUCGGAUUCUGGAGCACAGAGCUGAUUCGAGCAGAGAGGUUUCUUGAGGGCGCUGACUGGAGCGCUGGUGAUUUUGGAAGAGAUAGAGCAUCACUACGUGAUGUGGUUGAUGCUCUUGAGAGCCAGGCUGAAGACCUCUACUAA